Messenger RNA from Ostrea edulis (European flat oyster), 2314 nucleotides. RefSeq names its product heat shock 70 kDa protein 12A-like. Bases 240 to 2018 code for a protein of 592 amino acids. The record is from RefSeq and is a predicted model, not a curated record. The transcript has 5 exons. Gene Ontology annotation, molecular function: ATP binding; ATP-dependent protein folding chaperone. NCBI's taxonomy places the organism in Eukaryota, Metazoa, Mollusca, Bivalvia, Ostreida, Ostreidae.
GCCAUUUUUCACACAGGUUAAUAAAUUGAUAACUUUUAUAUCUACAGUUUUACGUCAAUACAUGGUCAGGUGCCCCUUUGUGUGUGUCAUAAGCAUUUUCGUUAGUGAGGUUUCUUCUUUUCUAUAGAAUUUACAGUCAUCGUUUUUGUUGCAGUCGAAGUUCUACCAGAGUAACAACAAUUAAGAACAGUGUUUCCGGUUUUGCUGCAGAAUUGAACCCAUUUGCACAAAGAUAGGAAAUGGCUGUGUCAACUCCAGAGAACAAACUAGUGGUAGCCGCCAUUGACUUUGGUACUACGUUUUCCGGGUACGCAUUUGCCAUGAGGGAUGACUUGGACAGAGACCCACCAAAGACAUUCGCUCCCCAUUGGAACGCCCCAGAUGGUGGACUAAUUUCAUUCAAGACCCCAACCACAGUCCUGCUGAACAAGGAGGAAAAACUGGAAGAGUUUGGUUUUGAUGCUGAGAGUAGAUAUGCAGAACUGGCAGAGGAAGGGGAACAUGAAGAUUAUUUCUACUUCCGCAGAUUUAAAAUGAUGCUCUACGACAAAGUCAGAAAAGGCAAAUUGACUAUAGAUGCCAAAGUACAAGACAUAAGGGGCAGGGAAUUGCCAGCUGUGAAGGUAUUCUCCCAUGCUAUCAAAUUCCUAAAAAAUCACUUGGAGGAUUCUUUGAAAAACAGAGGAUCAAUAGUAAAAAAGGAGGACAUAGAUUGGGUGCUGACCGUUCCUGCAAUCUGGGAUGAUCCCGCGAAGUUCUUCAUGCGGAAGGCAGCACAGGAGGCAGGCAUUCCCGCCCAUCAGCUGACGAUUGCUUUGGAACCAGAGGCAGCUUCAAUUUACUGCAAACAUCUUCCUGUUGAGAAACUCGAAGGCGCUAACAAAAUCAGUGUUUUUCGACCUGGCAACAAAUAUCUGGUACUGGAUGCUGGAGGUGGAACAGUGGAUAUAACUGUUCAUGAAGUCAAGGAAAGUGGAAAUCUGAAAGAGCUGGAUCAAGCGAGUGGUGGAGACUGGGGUGGAGUAAGCGUGGAUAUGGCCUUCAAGGAUGCGCUGAUGGAGAUUGUAACCGAAGGAAUGAUGGAGGGAUACUGUCAUAAAUUUACCGCUGACUACAUAGCUAUGUUCAGGGACUUUGAGAUCAAAAAACGGAAACGCAACGCCGGGGAUGCCCCAGAUUCCAAAAUAAUUUUAAAGAUCCCAGCUACUUUUAUAGAGGAAUGCUCAGAAACCUUAGAAGAGGACUUCACCACUCUUACCAACAAAUCCAGGUUUCGAAAUCACCUGUAUUGGGGAGCAGACAAAGUCCGAAUAGAUCUGCCCACGUUUGAUAGCUUUUUCCAGCCCGCUUGUGAUGGAAUCAUAAAACACGUGAGAGAGCUGUUUCAGUCACCAAAAGUGAGAGGGGUGAAGAAAAUAUUGAUGGUGGGUGGAUUUUCUGAGUCGUUUAUUUUACAAGAGGCAGUCCGCAAAGCUUUUCCCGAAUGUCAGGUGAUUGUUCCUCAGGAGGCAGGGUUGGCGAUCCUUCGAGGUGCUGUUCUUUUCGGGGACAACCCCAAGGUAAUAGAUUCUCGUAUUGCAAAAUACACGUACGGUGUCAAAAUGAAUGUAAAAUUUGAUGAGAAGAAACACAUGCAAUCUAAGAAACACUUUGUCGACGAGGUGGCUUAUUGUUCAGACAUAUUUAGUCGUCAUGUUCAAAAAGGCGAUGAGUUGAUUGUGGAUGAAGCUCAAGCUGAGCGAUCUUAUUCUCCGAUGACCUCCUAUCAGAACAAAGUAACAUUUGGAAUUUAUACAUCAAGAGAGGAUAACCCGUUUUACACUGAUUACUGCGAAAACAUUGGCAGAUUCGUGGUGGAAGUACCACUAGGCAUUGACGAUCGCUCGAUUAAAACAAGAAUGAUUUUUGGUGGGACUGAGGUCAAGGUCGAGGCCAAGGUGGUUCACACAGGGAAAAUAACACCAGCUGAAUUUGAACUUCCGGAAGAUGAAAAGAUCGGAGCGUCAUGGACUCAGUAGAAUUGAUUGGCCUAUAUUGUAACAUAAGAAAAGCUGUGUAGUAUUUACCUAUAAUGUGCCUCGACUGUAGAGAGAAACACAGGCAGACAGUACCUAUAACAAUGAUUGAUUAGAUGUUGGAAAAUGUCUUAAAAGUUUUCGUGAUGGAUUUUUUUAAAUUUCAACAUUUUGAUGCGUUUUCUAUUGAUGGUGUAUUUUUAUAAGAUUUUUAAAAAAUAUAUAUUCUGUAGAUAGUGUUAUUGACUGUAUUUAACAAAUUACGCCAUUAUAUUAUUACAUUAUAUUUACAUUUCUAA